This is a messenger RNA of Nycticebus coucang (slow loris), 970 nucleotides long. RefSeq names its product 3-hydroxyacyl-CoA dehydratase 1 (gene HACD1). The transcript is spliced from 7 exons. The record is from RefSeq and is a predicted model, not a curated record. Gene Ontology annotation, biological process: fatty acid elongation; sphingolipid biosynthetic process; very long-chain fatty acid biosynthetic process. NCBI's taxonomy places the organism in Eukaryota, Metazoa, Chordata, Mammalia, Primates, Lorisidae. Gene Ontology annotation, cellular component: endoplasmic reticulum membrane. Gene Ontology annotation, molecular function: 3-hydroxyacyl-CoA dehydratase activity. The coding region runs from base 32 to 880 and encodes 282 amino acids.
CUGGCGGCGCCGAGCUCCCCGCGCGCAGCACAUGGGGCGCCUGACAGAGACAGCGGGUGGCGGCGCUUGGGUUGUGCGCUCGGCCGGGUCCCCUCCGGAUCUCCUGCCCCUGUCGUCCACGCCCUCCGGCUGCGCAGCCACCAUGGUGUCCAGUGAGGAGGAAGGCGCCUCGGAGGCCAGCGACGAGAGGGAGGCGGCCGGCAAGAGGAGGCGCCUCGGCUUUUUGGCCACCACCUGGCUCACCUUCUACAACAUCGCCAUGACCGCGGGGUGGUUGGUUCUCGCUAUUGCCAUGGUACGUUUUUAUAUGGAGAAAGGAACACACAGAGGUUUAUAUAAAAGUAUUCAGAAGACAUUGAAAUUUUUCCAGACAUUUGCUUUGCUCGAGAUAGUCCACUGUUUAAUUGGAAUUGUACCUACUUCUGUGAUUGUAACUGGGGUCCAAGUGAGUUCUAGAAUCUUCAUGGUGUGGCUCAUUACUCACAGCAUAAAACCAAUCCAGAAUGAGGAGAGUGUGGUGCUUUUUCUGGUGGCGUGGACGGUGACAGAGAUCACUCGCUAUUCCUUCUACACAUUCAGUCUCCUUGACCACUUGCCGUACUUCAUUAAAUGGGCCAGAUAUAAUUUUUUUAUUAUCUUAUAUCCCGUCGGAGUUGCUGGUGAACUUCUUACAAUAUACGCUGCCUUGCCUUACGUGAGGAAGACGGGAAUGUUCUCACUAAGACUUCCUAACAAGUACAAUGUCUCUUUCGACUACUAUUAUUUUCUCCUUAUAACCAUGGCCUCCUAUGUACCAUUGUUUCCACAACUCUAUUUUCAUAUGUUACAUCAAAGAAGAAAGGUGCUUCAUGGAGAGGUGAUUGUAGAAAAGGAUGAUUAAACACGAUCCCUGCAAACAAGGUGCUUUUUCCAGAAUAACCAAGAUUACUUGACUCUUAAGUUUUAACAAGAAUAAACAACUUCAUGAAAU